Molecule: messenger RNA, 849 nt
Organism: Rhodofomes roseus
Lineage: Eukaryota; Fungi; Basidiomycota; Agaricomycetes; Polyporales; Fomitopsidaceae
Exons: 4
Coding region: 1-849 (282 amino acids)
Biological process (GO): transcription initiation at RNA polymerase II promoter
Cellular component (GO): transcription factor TFIID complex
Molecular function (GO): protein heterodimerization activity
Source: RefSeq, a predicted model, not a curated record
AUGUCCCACUACCCUCCUCAGGCAUAUGGCGCAUUCCAGCCACAGUACCCAGCGUAUACUGGCCAAAAUCAUUACCCAUCGCAGUAUCCGACGCAGGCGACGCCGGCGGCCACAUAUCCUGCGUACCCUCCCAAGCCACCCUCUCCGCCGCCGGAGCCUCACUCUGCUCCUGCACUACCUGCUGUCAGCUCCGAUCUCGCUUCUCAUGCACUGAAGAGACUGGCCUCUGCUGAACUAUCACGCGCCGGAUUCGAUUCUGCUGAAUCAGUAGCCCUCCAAAGGCUGGAGCUGGAAGUCAUUGCCUUCGUAGAAAGACUCUACAAGAGUGCACACGAAUAUGCGGACCUAGCCAAUCGCGCCGGCCCAGUUGCGAAGGAUGUUCUGUUAGCCACGGAGGAGUGGGGGUUGCAGACGAACGCUCUCCACCGGUUGGCGGUGAAAUCAAAGAAGAGAGAUCGUCGUACUACAUCCAUUCAAGGUGCGGCCUCAAUGGAAUUGCUACCGCCACCCUCUCGGUCGCCCUCACCAGAACUGCUGGCAUCUGACGACGAAGACGCUGCACCCGUCAUACCCGCUUCCCUCCGCCAACUACCGUGGAGUGACCGCUACCUACCCGCUCUACCUCCCAAACAUACAUAUUUGAGGACACCUGUCUCGCCACCCAAGAAGGCUGCUUUGCCUUCAUUGGAGAAGAAACUCAAGAACGCAGGGCUGGUACAAGAAUCCUUGAGGAACCUCUUGACAGCGACAGAAGACAACGCCGACAACGAGGAUGGAGAGUUGCUUGGCCACAUCGUGAACUGGGAGUCAACCACACAUUCUCGCAAGCGAUGGAAGUUGAGUGCAUAG